AAAGCGUAUAAUACUCUAGACACAAGCACACAUGGCACAAAUUGAAGUGGCCACUCGCCUAUACCUUGACACUUUAUACCUUGACACGUAGAUAUAGCUUAAAUCACAUACUGGUCUAUGGGAAGUUGGUAACAGUCGUUCAUGAUCUGAAUUUGCCUGCUUGUUUAAGUUUUCUUUUCACAGUUCAUGUGUGCUCAUUGUGAAAUGAGGCAUGCAGUGUGAAUGGUGCACAUUUCAUUGUAAAUGUCAUAUUAUGAGUUGGCAACAGGUGUAUCCAGUGGUUUGCAUAUUCUACUUUUAAACUAUUGAUUGCAGGCUCAAUAAUUUGCCAGUUUAAGUGGUAUGGAUACUUGCUGUUUUUCAUACUUUGUUUGCCUUGAACUGUGAUAGCUAAAGGUAUCGUGUGAUCAUUACAAAGGAAAGGAAGACCAGCCGAUGCUGUUUUCAUUGGUGCAUUAUCAUAAACAGUUGUAAUAUUUGGAGUAUCAGAUCAUAGCCAUUAUGCCAUUUGGACAGGACGGAGAUGCCUAUGCAUCAUUGCUUAUGAACCAGGGAAGUGGACUGAAGCGUAGUCCAAGUCAGAAAGAGUUCCAGUCCCAGGCAAGGAGAGAUGCAGAACGUCACUUAGCCCUGGAGAUGGACAAGUUAUUAGAUACCUGUCCUGAAGAAAGUAGACCCGCGAUAGGGAAACAGUUUGAGGGAUACAAACAAUUGUUUGCUCAGUUUCUUGAGGAGGCUGGUACAGCAGCAGCCGUUGAUUGGGAUGACAUUCUACCACCACCAGCAGAUGCUGUGAUCCCGUACAAUCAGCUUCCUAACUAUGACCCUGCUCUGGCCCGUGAAUACUUGGACAAACUGGUAGUGAUCAAGCUGAAUGGUGGUCUGGGUACCAGUAUGGGAUGCCAAGGUCCAAAGAGUGUCAUCAGUGUCAGAAAUGAACUUACCUUCCUGGACUUAACCGUCCGCCAAAUUGAGCACCUGAAUAAAACAUAUGGCUGCGACGUACCAUUAGUAUUGAUGAACUCCUUCAACACAGAUGAGGACACAAGUAAGGUCUUGCGCAAGUACGGCAACAUCAACAUCAAAAUCCAUACCUUCCAACAAAGCAGGUAUCCAAGAAUCAACAAAGAAUCACUUCUACCCAUCGCCAAAACUGCUGUGGUCAAUGGAGACAAUAUUGAAAAUUGGUACCCUCCUGGUCAUGGGGAUAUCUACGAGUCCUUCUCUAACUCUGGCUUGCUGGACACCUUUAUCAAACAGGGAAAGGAGUACCUUUUCCUUGCUAACAUUGACAACCAGGGAGCAACCGUUGACCUUCGCAUCCUAACAUUAUUGAUGAAUGAGAAGAACAGAGAAAUGGUGAUGGAAGUAACUGACAAGACGAGGGCUGAUGUCAAGGGAGGUACCUUGAUCCAGUAUCACGACAAAUUGAGAUUGCUUGAGAUAGCCCAAGUACCAAAAUGGCAUGUUGACGAUUUUAAAUCCGUCUCCAAAUUCAAGAUCUUCAAUACCAACAAUCUAUGGAUCAAGCUGGAUGCCAUUAAACGUGUUGUUGAAAAUAAAUCCCUUUCAAUGGAGAUCAUCGUCAAUAAUAAGACCCUCGAUAAUGGCUUGAAUGUAAUCCAGCUAGAGAGAGCUGUCGGAGCUGCCAUGCAAAACUUUGAUAAUCCACUUGGUGUCAAUGUUCCCAGGAGUCGUUUCCUGCCAGUCAAGAAGACUCAGGAUCUUUUGCUGAUCAUGUCUAACCUCUACCUUCUCAAGUCUGGUACCCUGGGGAUGAGUCCCUUGAGACAGUUCCCUAGCACACCCAUCAUCAAACUAGGCACCCAUUUUGACAAGGUACGAGAUUUCUUGAAGAGAUUUGCAAGUAUUCCCAACCUCUUAGAGUUGGAUCACCUGACUGUAUCAGGAGAUGUCACCUUUGGUAAAGGUGUUGUGCUCAAAGGGACAGUGAUAAUCAUCGCCAAUCAUGGAGAGAGAAUUGAUAUCCCACCAGGAGCCAUACUGGAAAACAAGAUAGUCUCUGGAAAUCUAAGAAUCUUAGAUCAUUGAUGGAAAGGAACUCCAUUGGAGAUUAUGUGUAUUCUGAAAUCAUACUCUUCAUUGUACUCCAUUGAUAUCAUAGCAUAAGAGAGAAUUGCAAAGUCAAUUUAACAGAUAGAUAUAGAGAAAUAUAUAUUAUGUUUCAUAAACAAAAGAUUGUCUUGUAGGUAUUUGGAUUAUCUGCUUGUCUGCUUAAACAUGUGAUUGUCUAAUCAUUCUAAAUAGCCUGUCAGAGAAAUAUCCUGGAAUACAGCAUUAAAUAUUCUUAUAGACAGGUAAUUUAAGACAUGUCACCACAAACCCAGACAAGCCUGCAGUUUGCAGAUCACAUUACACAGUUUAAACGUACAGCUGUUUGUGCCCCAUUUCUUGGAAUGUAAACAUGAACAAAUGCUGUUUCAGUAAACAUCUCAAAUGCCUAAACUGUGUCACAGGUCAUGCAUGCAUCAUGCAGUAUAAUACCGUUGAUCAGUUAAAGAUCUUAAUCCGUUAUAAAUUUGCAAAGGGAGAUCCAACUUUUAAAGCAAAUUGCUGUUGAAGAAAGCAGAACAAUCAGAGAAGCAGAUUGCUGAAAGUUUUAUCAACAGUCAACAAGAAAGUAAUUAAUUUUUUAAUGUUGUAAUCACUAUACAUACAGGAAUUUCAAAUUGGCUGAAUUGUUAAUGUCACUGUGAGAAUGUGCCGGACAACUCUCUUCAAUAUUUCAACACAAACUGACUAAAACAUCAAUUUUUUCAAAUGUAUCAUUCAGGAGGCUCUUUUCUUUUUGGAGGACGUGUAAUAAUGUGCUAUCUAUGUGGGUUAGUACCUGAAGGGAGAAGGUGAUUGGUAGAAAAUGGGAAUUGAUGAUAUUUUAGUAGUUAACAAAUGAGAGAGUUGUCUGUGAAUUUGUCACAGUCCACUGAUCAUUUUGCAAAUAGAAAUAAGCAAAGAUUGAUCUCAUAUUUUUCUCAUAAUACUUGCCUGGUUUAUUUCAAAUUCUUGACAUUCUGUAUCUCUUAUUUUUCUACUUUCUCACAAAUUAACUAGAUGCAUAGGUUGGAUUGCCUCUUAAGUUGUGAAAUUUUCCUGAAAGAAAGUUUGAGGAGAACAGAUUUAAUAGCUUGACAAUUUACUUUGUCAAAAUAUAUAUUGAUAAUGUAUAAUAUUGGAGAUUUUUUAAUUGAUAUUUUCUGGUAUUUUUGCAGAAAAACAAUUGAAGAGGUAGGUGGUUAUUUGCUUGAAAAGUACAUUUACAAAGUGCAGUGAUUUAUGAUUGUAAAAAUGUGCCGUUGAUAAACUUGAUAUGCUAGGGUGUAGGAGGUGUUGAAUUAAAGUGACAUGAAAUAUUAGAGCAGAGCUGCUCCUGUGCCAUAAUAAGCCUCACAAAAGCUCCUGUCUAAAGCAUAUUUUUGCAAAUAGAAUUAGUGCUACUUUAUGUUUGAGUUCUGUGUGAAAUAGAAAUACAACCUCUGCAUGAAAUGAUUGACAAGUGAUUUUCAAACACUGUUGCUGUUACUGCUAUGCUUGAUCAUGAACAAUACAUUCAUAGGGCUACUUGCAUGGAUGUGGCUACCUCAUCAAGUAAUUAAGUGCAUGUGUCAAACUUUCUGAAAGAUCACUUUGUGGGAGCUAUUAUCACAUUUUGUUGUCAAUGCUUAUACGUAGUGGGCUGAAGAAGAUAAAUCAAGGAGCAGAGUUGUCUAAACGUGAUAUGGUCUGUAUACAUUAGUCUUCCUUACAUGUGUGAUUAUAUUUGUUUUGUUUUAAAAAUAACUGUACUAAAGUGUCAGAAAUUAAUUACUGAAUACUAAUAUAAAAUUCUCAUCUAUUUUCUUGUAUGUGUGACAAUAUUUGUGUAUACAUGUAGACUCGGUAUACAUCUAGCUUAUGACAAAAAUGUACAGAGAGAUUUAAUUCAGUAUUCUAUUUUAUAGGACAAAUGACCAAAUAUUAUAUAAUCUGUUUAUUCUUAGAAAAGAUAGAAUAUUCAAAUGGUUAAUGACUAAAGAGCAUAAAGAGAAUAUUAUAUCAAUAUAAGACUUGUACACAAAAUAAUUCUGAAUUAGUAUAUGGGUGCGCAUUAAUUAAUAGUAGUUUACUCCCUAUUCUCAUUUUCGUUCAUUCAUUAAUACCAUUGUACCAUCUUGUAUGUCAUAAGAAGUUUGUGUAUAUAGACCCAUUGUAUAUCAAAUGUAUUCACGUGUCCUAGGUGCAAAUAUCUGUAUAAACAAUGCUGCAGCAUAGAGUGUACUAGGCAUAGGCUAUUCAGAUGGACUAUAUUUUAAAAGAAAAAGAAAGCAUCAUUAUUGAGGGCAUUUUAGAACAAUUUUACUUACAUGACAUAUAUUUGCAUGUAAUAUAUACCUUUAAUUAGGGUAGCAUUUAAAAGAUGGCAUACAACCAAUUAAAGCCCCACUGCAGUACUAGCACCCUCAUAUAGCAAACAAUGCCUAAUUGGUGACCAUGGGUCCCCCAUGAUCCCCUUUUCUUAUUUUAGUUGAGAGCCGAUUUGAUGAGAUAACCACCUGUCGGUGACCGUGCAGGGAGGUCUAAUCCCUCUUGGCAAAACUAGUGCAGACGGGCUUUAAGCAAUAAGAAUCAAUUUUUUUAAUUGACCUGUAAAAGGGAUUUAUGAUUUGUCAAUGCUGAUGGGGUUAAAUUUAAAGUAAUAGUGCAGUGGGAAGAUCCUCUAUAAAUAGAGAUUUGUUGUACAUGUCAUGUUAUGUUAUCGUUAUCAUGUUCGAUACCUGUCAGUAAAUGUAAGCCUGUUAUCACUGUUCCUAUGCUAAUGUUCAGAUAAGCUUUAAGUGAGACAUUGCUUAAUUAUGAGAACAUUUUCACUUUCCUGUCCAAAGAUAUAUCAUUGUUGUUCUAUCUACUCCUGACAACAUUCGCUUACAUGAAAAUGUAAUGAGUUAUCUUGGGGACUAUGAUAUUUAAGGAUUUUCCUGUUUUGAUUUACAGGAGUUUUUAUAUUACUUAUUUUAUUAUAUCCCUAUAUCAAAGAGUAUUUUUGUAUGCUAGAAGAUCGUGUUUCCCUUUUGAAGGACUUGGAUAUAACACAACUAUAAGAGUAAUAUUAACAAAUAACCGUUUCAGAACUGCCCUUUGACUUAGACAAGAUAUAUUAACCUUUGAAUUAACUAUGUGAGUCAUUAAAUGUUCCUGAAAGUGUGGUAUACAAACACAAGUUAAGUUCACCUUUUUAGAAGUUAUGAAAGGUAUUUAAAUAAAAAUGUCAUGUUAUUGUUAUAAUCCCAUCUUUACCACCUGUUAUGAAACUUCAUGUUUUAAAAAGAUAUAUUAACUUUAUUCAUAAUCAUUAUAAAAAAUCAUCUUAUAUUCCUAAAGUUGGAAUUAAGAUAUUUUGAUUUGUUAUUAAUGCUUUAGAUGGCUGUUGAUUUGAAAUGGCCAUUGAUAAAGUUACUCUUUGAAUUAAUAAACAAAUUAUACUAAAGCUCUACA
This is a messenger RNA of Strongylocentrotus purpuratus (purple sea urchin), 5490 nucleotides long. RefSeq names its product UTP--glucose-1-phosphate uridylyltransferase (gene ugp2). The transcript has 15 exons. The record is from RefSeq and is a predicted model, not a curated record. NCBI's taxonomy places the organism in Eukaryota, Metazoa, Echinodermata, Echinoidea, Camarodonta, Strongylocentrotidae. Gene Ontology annotation, cellular component: cytoplasm. Gene Ontology annotation, biological process: UDP-alpha-D-glucose metabolic process; glycogen metabolic process. The coding region runs from base 502 to 2052 and encodes 516 amino acids. Gene Ontology annotation, molecular function: UTP:glucose-1-phosphate uridylyltransferase activity.